AUGGACUUUUACUCCAAUUUGGACUCCCGCUCCUUGGACAGAAACACCCCAACUCUGUUUGAGGUGAUCAGCGCCAAGGAGCUGGAAAACCUGCUUUCUCCAAGUAUCCGGUUUGUUCUGGUCCAUUACGCCAACAGAUACCCCCGCUAUCUUAUCAGGAUCCUGAACCACUUCGAUGAGCUGAAUCUUGCGAUCAGAGGUUUGGUGGAGUACUCCUUUCUGCGCAAUUGGAACUCUACAUUUAUUGAGAAGUUUUACGGGCUCAAAAGGUGCAAUCAGCUGGACCUAACACUCGAAACCGCCGCUACGGGACAGCUGACUAAAUACGAAACUUUGAAACGGCUCAGAGGGAGCCAGGUGGGUGUCUCGCUCGCUGAGGUUGUUUUGGUCCCGUUCUUGAAGGAGAAGCUUGAUCUGCUGUACGACAGCUUGUUGCCGGAAUAUCUCAUGCAGAGACUGAAGCCUGACGAGAGCAAGAAGGAUCUGGCCAAAUACUGGUUUCUCAAGCUGUAUCCUGCGAUUUCAACGAUAUUAAAGCUGAUCAAUAUCGUGUUCAAAGUGUUGUAUUUAUCGGGCAAGUUCAAGUCCACGAGCCUGCUCCAAUACCUGUUCAGAAUCCAGUACUCCAGGCUCAACCAGUUCGACUACAAGCUGGCGGAGGACCGCACAGCGGCGUACCUCCAAGGUGUGUCCACAGAGCCUAAAUCCAGUCGCAUAAGGCCGAUCUCGCUCUCAGAGUCGGUGGUUGCCGCUUACUCGCAAGUGGCAUAUCCGCUCAAAAAGUCGCUUCUAUUUGGCUCCGAGUCUGUUCUGCCCGUGUCGAUUUUCCUGCUCAAAUUCCUCGAGUGGUGGAACACGUCCGACGUAAAAAAGAAUUUCAAGACAGACACCGUCACCGAAAGAACGCCACAGGUGCCGCCGCUGCUGAACAACGAGGUGGCCGCUUCGCGCAAGAUGCGCAGCAAACUGGUCACCAAAUCGCCAAAUUGCCCGCUCUGCCAGGAGGAAAUCCACAACCCGGCAGUGAUCGAGACAGGCUACGUUUUCUGCUACAAAUGCAUCUACACGUUUCUGCGCGAGGGCGAUGAAAAUGGGGGCAAGUGCCCGAUAACGGGCAAACGCCUGGUUGGUUGCAAGUACAGCCAGUCGGCGAAAGAGUGGAAGGUGACGAACAUAAGAAGAUUAAUGAUAUAA
Ogataea parapolymorpha DL-1 is the source of this 1194-nucleotide messenger RNA. RefSeq names its product Peroxisomal membrane protein PEX12. Gene Ontology annotation, biological process: protein import into peroxisome matrix; protein monoubiquitination. The transcript has a single exon. Gene Ontology annotation, molecular function: ubiquitin-protein transferase activity; protein binding; zinc ion binding. The coding region runs from base 1 to 1194 and encodes 397 amino acids. Gene Ontology annotation, cellular component: peroxisomal importomer complex; peroxisomal membrane. NCBI's taxonomy places the organism in Eukaryota, Fungi, Ascomycota, Pichiomycetes, Pichiales, Pichiaceae. The record is from RefSeq and is a predicted model, not a curated record.